CCUUUUCCUCCUGUACGUCCGUCUGCUCGUUCCACCGCCACCGGUCGCCGGCCGCUCAUAGCCACCGCCGAUUCGGCCACCUCCUGGCCGUCCACGGCAACCACCGACAUCGCCACCGCCGAUUCGGCCUCCUCCUGACCGUCCAUGGCAGCCAUCGACUUCCCUCUUGUUGUUUUAUGGUUGUCCUCCCACCAAUCGGGGUAGCCGACGAGUUGAAAACACAUCUCCUUGGUGUGUUUUUGCAUUCCACAGUGAGUGCAGUAUAAUUUUGAUUUGUCGACUUUCUUCCGUGUUGGUGGGUGUCCGGAUCGAGCUUGGGGUGGUCCUUUGGCGGAGGUUUGCGGUUGGAAUACCUCUGGCCGGUGUCGAGCAGUCACGAGUCCCAUUCCGAUGCCUCCUCCCGAUGAUGUAUGGUCGGAGUUUGCGGGGUUGGUUGCCGGUUGUAGAAUGUGCAGCCGGGCGGCCUCCCGUCUCACCUUUGAGAACGCCGACUCCGCUGAGGGAAUGGGAGUCUCUUUGAGGAUGUCUCGUCGGAUUCCAUCAUAUUUGGGGUCCAAUCCAGAUAGGAAUUGGUACAAUCGCCGAUUUCCGAUCAAUUUUCGGUACUUGUUAAUCCCCUCAUCACAGCAGCCAAGGGGGUUGGGCUCCCUUCGGUCGAUGAUCGUAUAUCUGAAAUGGGUCCAUCCCACUUCCGUAGGUGAUGGCCAGACUAUCCCAAACGGCCUUAGCUGUCUGGUGUUGAGCGAAAUUGAUCACCAAUCUUGUUUCCAUAUUCUGUAUUAGCCAGGAAAAAACGGACAAAUCCGUUUCUUCCCAUCUAUAGUACUCCGGGUCUGUCGCCGGAGGUGGGGAAGGUUGCCCUGUAAUGUGACUUGAUUUUCCCCUACUUCCGAUGGCGACUUUCAUAAGACGUGCCCAUAGGGGAUAGUUAUUUCCAUCGAGUUUGAACCCCAGAGUAACAUUGUCUGAAUUUCUCACCAGAUUUGCGAUCUGUAGAGUUAAUUCAUUUGUGUUUGGAUUUGAACUGGUAGCUUCUAUUUCUUCUGACAUUCUGUAUGAUAUUUUUCAGGAGAAAAAGAAAAAAGAAGGCAGAGGCUGCCUUGAUGGGUUCAAAAGGUUUGAGAAAGGUAUGGAACGAUGAUGAUAUUUUUUCUGAGUUCCUGCUCUGAUACCAUGUUUAAAUUGGUAUUUGACAUGAUAAAGAAGAGAUACAAGAUGGCUGUAAAGAUACUUUGUGUUUUGUAUUUCAUAUGUUUUCAUUACAAUCGUUCCUAUUUUAUAGUGUUUAAGAAGAGCUGAUAGUCAUACCAAAAUCCCUUUGAUUAAGGGAUUUUGGUUAAUGUUUGACUGAAGUUAUUGUGCUGCUUUUUCUGACUUCUA
Molecule: messenger RNA, 1380 nt
Organism: Salvia miltiorrhiza (redroot sage)
Lineage: Eukaryota; Viridiplantae; Streptophyta; Magnoliopsida; Lamiales; Lamiaceae
Exons: 2
Coding region: 391-783 (130 amino acids)
Source: RefSeq, a predicted model, not a curated record